GUGACCUUCGCUGGAUGUCGUAUGGGGAAUAGCGUUGACGGGGCCAUGAGCACCGCGAAGCUGCUGCCAGCCGUCGUGAUUGCCUCAAAAACAGCACCGACUGCCACAUUCAUUUUCCUUCACGGCCUUGGCGAUGACGGUCGUGGCUGGUCGUCCGUUUUGAGGGAGCUUGUUCCAGACUACUGCAAGCUUAUUUGCCCGAAUGCGCCUGCCAUACCUGUCACACUAAAUGGUGGAAUGAGAAUGCCAGCUUGGUACGAUAUCCAUGGACUCGCCCCAGAUUCUAGACAGGAUGAAGCCGGUAUUUUGGAGGCAACUAAUGAGCUAGAAAAAUUCGUUCAGGCGGAAAUAAAGGCAGGGAUACCAGCUAACCGUAUCGUCAUUGGUGGCUUCUCUCAAGGUGGUUCGGUCGCGUUGUACAACGCCGUGACGAAAGGUCACCCGUAUGCCGGUGUGGUAGCUCUGAGUUGCUGGCUGCCUCUCCAUUCGAAAUUAGUCAGUGAUCAGUCGCUAAUCAAUGGACACAGGGAAACGCCUAUUUUCCAGUGCCAUGGUCGAGAAGACUGUCUUGUCUCUCACCAGAUGGGAAGUGCUACUCAUGAUCUGUUAAAAAUGUUUCGAAUGACCAAAUGUGAAUUUAAUUCUUAUGCCAAUCUUGGACAUUCAUCCAGUGAUGAGGAGCUGAAUGAUGUGCAAUGUUUCCUCAAGAAAACAUUACCUGCUCUAUGA
This is a messenger RNA of Opisthorchis viverrini, 729 nucleotides long. RefSeq lists its product as hypothetical. Gene Ontology annotation, molecular function: palmitoyl-(protein) hydrolase activity; carboxylic ester hydrolase activity. Gene Ontology annotation, cellular component: cytoplasm. The record is from RefSeq and is a predicted model, not a curated record. NCBI's taxonomy places the organism in Eukaryota, Metazoa, Platyhelminthes, Trematoda, Opisthorchiida, Opisthorchiidae. Gene Ontology annotation, biological process: protein depalmitoylation. The transcript has 7 exons. Bases 22 to 729 code for a protein of 235 amino acids.